Odobenus rosmarus divergens (Pacific walrus) is the source of this 1071-nucleotide messenger RNA. RefSeq names its product TERF1 (TRF1)-interacting nuclear factor 2 (gene TINF2). The transcript is spliced from 6 exons. Gene Ontology annotation, cellular component: shelterin complex. Gene Ontology annotation, molecular function: telomeric repeat DNA binding. NCBI's taxonomy places the organism in Eukaryota, Metazoa, Chordata, Mammalia, Carnivora, Odobenidae. The record is from RefSeq and is a predicted model, not a curated record. Gene Ontology annotation, biological process: telomere capping; regulation of telomere maintenance via telomere lengthening. The coding region runs from base 1 to 1071 and encodes 356 amino acids.
AUGGCCACGCCCCCGGGGGCCGGUCCCGCGGCUCUGCGCUUCGCCGCCGCCGCCAGCUGGCAAGUUGUGCGGGGACGCUGCGUGGAGCAUUUUCCGCGAGUCUUAGAGUUUCUACGAUCGUUGCGCGCUGCUGCCCCUGGUUUAGUUCGCUUCCGCCACCACGAACGCCUGUGUAUGGGCCUAAAGGCCAAGGUAGUGGUGGAGUUGAUCCUGCAGGGCCGGCCGUGGGCCCAGGUUCUGAACGCCCUGCAUCACCAUUUCCCAGAGUCUGGACCUGUAGUGCGGGACCCCAAAGCUACAAAGCAGGAUCUGAGGAAGGUCUCGGAGGCACAGGAGACCUUUUGCCAACAGGUGAAGCAACUAGCAGAGGCCCCAGUGGACUUGGCUUCCAGGCUGCAGGAACUUGAACAAGAGUAUGGGGAACCCUUUCUGGCUGCCAUGGAAAAGCUGUUUUUUGAAUACUUGUGUCAGCUAGAAAAAGCCCUGCCUGCACUGCAGACACAGCAGCUUCAGGAUGUGCUGAGUUGGAUGCAGCCUGGAGUUUCUAUCACCUCUUCUUUUGUCUUGAGCCAGUAUGGUGUGGACAUGGGGUGGCCUCUUCCAGAGUGCUCUGUUCCCGAUUCGGCGAGCAUGACAGAGCCCACGGAGCAGAAUCCUCCUCAGCAACCAGAACUAGCACUUCACGAUCCUUUGCCAAAUGCUAGGCCUGGCCCACACCUACCUCAGGCACCAGCCUCAAGGAAGCACCAGGAACCUACAGCUGGCCACCAUUUCAAUCUGGCCCCUCUAGGCCGGCGAAGAAUCCAGUCCCGAUGGGCAUCCACUAAGGGAGGCCAUAAGGAGCGCCCCACAGUCAUGCUGUUCCCCUUUAGGAAUCUGGGUUCACCAACCCAAGUCCUAUCUGAGCCUGAGAACAGGGAAGAACAUGGGACAGACAUGGCAGAUCCAGCAGGUGCUGGGGGCACGAGAGCAGCUUCCACUGGAAAGUCAAAGAGUCCAUCCCAGACCCCGGGGGGAAGGGCUCUGAAGGAGAACCCAGUUGAGGUGUUUGCUUCAGAGCAAGAAGAGUGA